AUGACAAAACCGAUAGAGAAAUCGCAACUGCCAAAGCGCAUAAUACUCGUGCGGCAUGGGGAAAGCGAAGGGAAUGAGAACGAAGCUGUUCUUGAAUACGUACCCAAUUACAAGAUCAAGUUAAGCAAAAAAGGGAUCCAUCAGGCUCAGCAAAUAGGGUCGAAAAUAAAGGAAAUCGUUUCCGAAAAUAAAGGGUCGAAAAUGUUUUUCUACGUUUCGCCUUCGAAUAGAACAAGGGAAACAACGGAACACAUGAUAGAGAGCACUAAUUUUCCUAGAGAGAGAGUGGUUGGAGUGAGGGAAGAGUGCAGGCUGAGGGAGCAGCAUUUUGGGAAUUAUCAGGAGAUAGAGGCGAGGAGGAAGAUUAAGUGCAAACGGAACAACUACGGCAAAUUCUUCUACCGAGUCCCUGACGGUGAAUCAAGUGCCGAUGUUUACGACAGAGUUUCUACAUUUGUUGAAGGAAUGUGGAGGGACAUGGAAAGUAACAAAUUGAUGAGCAUGAUUAGUAAUAAUAAUAAUAAUAAUGGGGGAGAUGAGGAGGAGGUGAGCUUGAUAGUGGUGUCCCAUGGGUUGACUAUUCUUCUGUUUCUAAUGAAAUGGUUUAACUGGACAGUUGACCAAUUCGAGAACCUAACGAAUCCAACAAACUGCGAAUAUAGAGUCCUUGAGCUUGGUUUCAACGGAGAAUACAGUCUUUCUUUUCAUCACCAUCUUCAUCAGCUUCAAGAAUGGGGUCUGUCCGAAGAUAUGAUUCGAGACCAACAGCUUCGUGCUCACGGCCGCCCUUAA
Molecule: messenger RNA, 792 nt
Organism: Erythranthe guttata (spotted monkey flower)
Lineage: Eukaryota; Viridiplantae; Streptophyta; Magnoliopsida; Lamiales; Phrymaceae
Product: phosphoglycerate mutase-like protein AT74
Molecular function (GO): catalytic activity
Source: RefSeq, a predicted model, not a curated record